Uranotaenia lowii is the source of this 17451-nucleotide messenger RNA. RefSeq names its product mucin-2-like. Bases 1186 to 5643 code for a protein of 1485 amino acids. Gene Ontology annotation, cellular component: plasma membrane; protein-containing complex. Gene Ontology annotation, biological process: establishment or maintenance of epithelial cell apical/basal polarity; heterophilic cell-cell adhesion. Gene Ontology annotation, molecular function: calcium ion binding. The transcript is spliced from 15 exons. The record is from RefSeq and is a predicted model, not a curated record. NCBI's taxonomy places the organism in Eukaryota, Metazoa, Arthropoda, Insecta, Diptera, Culicidae.
AUCAACGGAAAAGUUUUCGCCAAAGGGUGGCACUUUUUUUUGUUGUUGUUAUUUUUUGGGAAAGGAGCGAGAAGAUUUACUCUUUAGAAUUGUGUUUAACUUCGGUGGUGAAUCGAUUAAGGGUUUUUUCCUACAACAUCCGAUAGGGAGUCCGCUAGUGGGAUGAGAUAAAACACGACAAGCUAAUUUUGCUGGCCAAAAUAGAAGGGGCGAAAGCUGUCGUGAAUAGCGACGCAGCAUCCUUCAUCGAGUGAUUCAAGUGUUUGUGUGUGCGUUUUACGGUCCAGAAGUAGGAGAAGUUUUUGUCCUAGGGGUGGAUUAGCAGGAGGGCGUGUAAGUUUCCCGGAAGAAAAAGAAUAAAAUCAAGCUACUUCUCGGAAAAUGUGAUAAUGUUUUGCCAUUUCUGACCAACCCAAACUCCAAAAGAAGAACCCCCGGCCAUAUUCGAGGGAGGGUAAAGUUUUCCUUAGAAAAGAGUACAACAACAACAGAAGAAGAAAAAAAAACAUCCAAAUCGGGCUCACACACAGACAGCUCAUAAUCGACACUAUUUGUGCUUCAAUCAAGUGGACGGCUGGGAAUUUGGAAAUCGGUUGAGCCCAAAGCUCACAUUCGUGUGAACACACAUACACACACACAAACACAGAAACGCACAUUCGAGAAGGAAAACUCCGGUGAUCAAAUUGUCUCAACCUUGUUCGACCAUCUGCUGCCACCGUUUUCUUCUUCUUUUUCUGCUUCGGAGUGUCCUCUGAGAAGUGAAGAAAUAGACGGAACUUUCGCUACCAUUUCUCGAUACGCUUCCCCGAUGAAGGUGCCCAUUUGGUGCCGCUUGUUCCGAAAUCAGCAACUUUGGAGAUUUUAGAACUUUAUCACCUGGACACUGCGAAGAAAAAAAGAUAUUCCCCUUUCACGGACCGAACUGCAAACUGAACAAAUUUUGAGGACCUACGUAGCUAGUUGAACACCAUUUUGAAGGAGUUUUCUGUUGACAGCUUCCGGUUUUUUGGGGGCUGUUUCUUUACGCCCGGUGAGUUUUUUCGGUAAGGAAAGUGAUUUGUCUGGGAGACCUUUUUCCGGAGGAUUGUGAUUUCGAUUUUCGUUUGGGUUGUGUUGCCGAAAGCGGCAUCUCUCCCCGGCUGUGAAGGGUUUCUGUUUUUCGGUUGAGUGAAACGCCUGUGGAAAAUGUGGAUGAUGAAGUCAUGUUUUUUGCGAUGCUGCUUGCGGCUGGGAUUUGCGAUUGUUUUGGUGAUGGGAGGAGUCUGGGGUUCGGUGGGGGUUGAAGAAGUGUUGAACGUUGAGGAGGAUGCAGCCUUGCUGACGGUGGCCACGGCUUCAGUGCCCAGCAUCGUAUCGGUAUCAUCUACGAGUGGCGUUGCUGGUGAAGAAGUCAUGAGCACUGCUGCGGUCAUCGGUGAAGUGGCAACAACGGAUGUUAAAGUCGUUUCAGAAGAGUUGGAAAGUCCAGCUCCGUCGGCUUUUGCGGGAGAAACUUCGAUGCCGUCAUCAUCGUCGUCGAGUGUCGUUGAGACGAGUGUGCCUACGAUAGUGACGGAACCAUUGACGACUGCUGCCGGUGCUGACGCCGAUGGAGAGUCUGCAAUGGUAGUGAGUAGUAGCAGUGUUGCCAGUUUCACGGAUGGGUCGGCCAGUCAGAAAAAGAUCGAAAUGGAGCUGGAGAGUGAAACUCCGGUAAUUAGUUUUGGCAUCCGGUCCUUCACAGUGGAAGUUGGAACUGGAACGGAACGGUCCAGUGAUGAGCUGGUACUUGUGAAUGCUAGCCAACCGGAAAAUGCCACUCAGCAAAGUGUUGGCGAAUCUGGUACAACGUUGGUUGCUUUCUCAAGUGAAGCUGUGGCUGGGGAGGCUAUUUCAAGUACUACAACAGAAGCUGCGGUUGUCUCGGAAGCUGUUACGGUUUCACCGAGUACCGAAUCUGAAAUCGGCCACGUGGAAACAACAUCUGAUGCUCGGGUGCCGCUGUCUAGUGAGGCCGAUAACCAAAACGUGGUCACCAUCAACACCAAAGUCAGCCCGUCUAAUGAGCAGGUCAUUAAUAUGGAUGACUCCAGCAACGAGGAGGCCGACCAUCUCUCUAAUGAGAUUCGAGUCGAGAAGAAGAAUGGCCUGUACCGGAUCAAGAUUGCGGAAAUCACGACUGAUGAGUUUGAUAACGGACUUCACGAAACAGAUGGUGAAAAUAUGCUGAUGGGGCCCAAAUCGGUCUAUCCGGCCAAGAUUAAUAUUGACGAUUUUUACCCUUCCAAAUUGGAAGAUUUUAAACCACCCGCUGGCUUGAAUGGCGUGUCUCGGGACGAAGAUGUCCAGCAAAAAUUACUGCGGGAAAAGGCGAUUCUGCGAAAUAACGAGGAUAAUGAAAAACUUUUCGAAUCAACAAUCAUGAAACCGUCGGAAGUUUUGCCGAUAAUUGACAGCAAACCUGACAGCGGUAGCGAUGAGGAUGAGAAACGUGUCGCCGGCAGUCCGGAUAAUAACGGUGACAUCUCCACCACCAAGAUUGAGAUCGAACUAAUUGAUGAUACUUCCGAAACUUCAACCAGCGACGAAGGCAAAUCUGUUGCCACCGAUAACAUCACCGAAAAGCUGGAAGAGAACGACGAAGUAAUUAGUAGAAUUGAGGAAAAUUUCAAAGGGUACAAAACUUUUGACCUACCCGAAGAAGACGAAUUCCAAGUCGUUGAACCGACUGAUUCCAAGAAAAAGGACGAUGAAGUUAUAACGAUUGCCAUCUCCUCGGUGACAUUCUCAUCCUCGCAGCAAUUAUCAACUCAGGCUCCGCCCACUUUAACGCCCAUCGCUGGCACAACCACCCUACAGUCCCCGCCCCAAACCACCGAAGAGGAAAUCCCUAUCAUCCCAAUAAGUGGAAGUGACAUCGUCAAGGAAUACUACGGUAAUCUCUUCAUUCCCAGGCGCACCAAGAAAAACGAUCCGGCCGUCACGAAAAUUAACAUCUUCAGCACCGCACCCCUGAAGAAAAUUGAUUUCGCCAAUACCAAAUUCAACACCGACAAUUCUGCUGCCCAGCACGAUCCCAACGAUGCAAGCAAGAAAGACAAACCCGAAUUCUCGACCACAAAGUUCUACAACAGCAAGGAGCUCUACAGUGAGCUCCAUCAUCAAGUUAUGAAUGACACCGUCCAUGGACCCCCGACUCGAAACUCCCCGGCCGUCCCCAAGAAAACCACAGCCGUCGUAUCGGAAAAGGACAUUCUCAGCGCAAAAACUCUCUACAAACCCAACAACUCGGCCCAAUCAACGCCACUAGCCACAAACCCUGGAAGUAGCAAAAAACAAUCGCCCAAAUCCAUCAACCCGACCGUCCAAAUCCCGAUCCGAGACGCAGCCAACAUCAAAAAGCAACUUCUCAAAACCAACUUCAUCCCCCGGGAGGACUCCACCCAAGUUCCUGCCUUCAAUCCGCAAUCCGUUUCGCCUCAUCCGCCCACCUCCCAGCAGCACGAGGUCACAUCCGUCAACAAACCAAACUCCCACCACCCCCAGGACCAGCAGAAGAAGAUUAAAAGCCUGGGGGCAGCAGCAUCGGCCAUCAUUGCCGCCACCAGCAAACUCACCAAGGACAGCGUCAAGCAACAACAUCAACGACGCCAACAGCAACAACACCAUCAACAAGAACCCCCACCCACAUCGACCAACCACCCACCCCCACCCCCACCAUCAACCAGUGCCGGUGCCAGUGAAAAUUUAAUUACCCGACUAGCGGCGGCGGCGGCGCCCGGCAUCGUCGUCGUGACGCCCCAGUCCCGAUUGCAGGAGAAAAUCAACACCCUGGAUUGUGACAUCCAGCCCCUGGCUCAGGAUUCGAGCGUCUGGCGCGGAAACGAAACCCACGAGCUGGAGCUGCCGAUAAUGACUCCGGAAGACUGCUCGGCCGGGUCCAGCUGCAUCCCGACCACAAUAUCCUGGGAAGGCACCGCUGACAUUCAGUCCGGCGACGUGUUGAUUGUCGAGAUUGACGAUAAGCACCUAAUUCCGUCCAAUUAUAACAAAUCAGCGGAAAGUUCUCACCACGCCACAACAGCCGUCUAUCAAGUAACACGCCUUGGCCACGAGCAUUGCGACAUCACCGAGGGAGUCCUUCUGGAUAUCACUCCUCUGGUUGUGGACGGCAAAAAACUAGUUACCCUGUACGACAAGGACCUGACAGAAGGAAUUAAUCUACUAAUUGUUGUAUCCGAGCAAUGGGGCCAGCAGUGCGUCCGGCUAAAAGUGACCGUCAAAUCGGACAACUGCGGCGAAAACGCUGACUGCUCCGGAAAAGGUGUCUGCUACUCCAACAACUCAAUGGAGGGCUACGAGUGCCAGUGCUGUGGUGGCUUUGCUGGAUCCCACUGCGAGGAAAUCGAUGCCUGUACACCGUCUCCUUGCACCAAUAAUGGGAUCUGCGUGGAUCUUUCCCAGGGCCAUGAAGGAAAUGCCUACCAGUGCUUAUGUCCAUACGGUUACACCGGCAAAAACUGCCAGUUCGAAUCGGAUCCCUGCAAUCCAUCUCAGUGUCUGAACGGCGGAACCUGCGUAGGAAAUUCUACUCACUUCCGUUGUGACUGCACUUCCGGCUACACUGGGCCGCUCUGUCAGCACAAUCUGAACGAGUGUGAAUCGUCCCCAUGUGUCCACGGAAUCUGUGUUGACCAGGAGGACGGUUUCCGGUGUUUCUGCCAGCCAGGAUUUUCCGGUGAGCUCUGCAAUUUCGAGUACAACGAGUGCGAGUCGAACCCGUGCAUCAACGGUGGUCAGUGCAUCGAUAAUAUCGGCGGAUUCUCGUGCAAAUGCACCCGCGGAUACACCGGAAAGCGCUGUCAUAUUAAGGUGGACUUUUGCGCCAACGAUCCUUGCCCGGAUGGCCAUCGCUGCAUAGACCAUGGGGACGACUUCACCUGCGAGUGCCCCGGCGGACGAAAUGGACCAGACUGCAACCAGGUGCCUCGGACGUUGUGUAACGUAAAUCCUUGCGCCAAUGGCGGAACCUGCUGGACAACGGAAGAAUCCUUCUACUGUGCCUGCCGACCCGGAUUCACCGGAAAGAUGUGCGAAGAAAACUUCGUUAUCGACAGUGUGGUCAGCUCCAGUGAAAUGCUUUCGGAUACGCUCAGCCAGAAUGGGCACACGGUUUCUGAAUCAUCGAGUUCGCUGUCUGCGGAGUUCGGUUCCUCUUCGCGAAAGCGCGGAGGCGCCAUUGAACUGCAUAAUGCCUACAUUGCAGCCGGAACGUUAGCUGCCGCCAUUUUGAUCGUCGCCGUUGUGGUAACGGCCUGCCACUGCAAGGUGCAUCAGAGCUAUCGCCAAUUUGCCUCCAAACACCGGCAGCUGAUACCGAUCUUUGGCCGCAAAUCGAAGGCCACCUCGUCGAAUCGGCACUGGCUCAGCGGCAAAGGACCUCAGGGUGGUGCGGGUGCUGGUGGUGCGACCGGAAGUGGAUCAGGAUGCGGGGGCGGCGGCGGCCACAGCAACCUCAACUAUAGCUACGCCCACCAACAUCCGAACUCGUACAGCCUCCAGCCGGAGCGGAUAAUCAACAAACCGCUGCCGAUGAACCUCGAGAACGACAUGUACUAUACGGUUGACUUUGGGGACGCACAGAACGUGCCGUUGAUCCAGUAGAUAGGACCAGCGAAGAAUCCCCGGAUGAAUGGCCCGUGUCACACCUACACCUGAUGCCGGCCAUGAUGAUACAUCCGAACGAGGAGAAUUGAGCGGGCCCUGUUUGGUUAUCUGUUUUCGGAUUUUUUUGUUUCGUUUUGCAGAUACUGUUUGAGUUCCAGUUUCAGGCGCUUAGCUUGUAGGAUAAUUGUAACUGAUCUAAGGUUAUGUGAAAUUAAAAGUACCCAUUAGCCAAAGCAACAAGACGGAGAGGAAAGUAAACGUUGCCCUCCGGGAGGAGUUGGACAAGAAAAGCCAACUCAAAGUGUGAACGUACGUAAGUGAUAAAAGUGUAUAAGAAAAUUGAAAUCGACAUCGAAGAGAUUAUAACAUCGUUCGGAGAUUAGAGAAUCGAAAAAAAAUCCCACAAUCAGACGACGACGGAGCAAAGAAAAACUUUAAAAACUUCAGAGUAUUGAGGAUAGAUAAUAUUGUAAGUGAUGGUAGAAACUCGCAUAGUCUUGAACAAAGAGUAAAUGGAUACGAAUUGCCAAAAACAAAAAAAAACAAUAAUUAAAAUUGCACGAUUCAGUUUUCUUUUAAAUGAAAAUAGAGUUAACCUGCAAAUAAGUUUUCGGGUUUACUUGGAAGAAACUUAAGAUGAAUGGUUUAUCUCGAGUUUCCUCCACAAAAACAGAUUCCAAAUUCAUGAGCUCACAACUGGGUUAGCCUCCUACUAGCCAAUAUUCAUUCAGAAUCAGUGAGGAAGAGAUCUUCUUCUGUUUCGUUUGAUCUUUCUUCAUUUCUUAAUGCUUUUAAACUUCGCAACAUCAGAAAGAAAUCUUUGGCAGAUUGGAUUGAUGCCGCAGAUUUCUGCCGCCCGUUGUUGUUCAGGAUUGUUGUUUUUCUUUCCCCAUCGCCACAAAGAAUGGGGAAAAUCCCACGCACGGUGCGCUGUAAGCCAUUGUGGACGAAAAACGAAAACAUUUCAAACUAGCACAGUCGGAAAUUAAAGAUUCUAUCUUUCCGAAUGACAGGAAGACAAUCGGUUGUUGUUUUUCCUCGAAGCAUACAUUUUUCAUCUGCAAAACACUUCCUGAUACAGAAGGUUAGAAAAAAGUUGAAGCAAAAGAACGUGCCACAAAUUUCUAGAUUUUUCAAAGUGAUAAAACUGAAAUUGAAUUCAAUUUUCAAACCUCAUUCAAGAUUCAAACUUCUGAGAAAAAAACAUCAAAACAAAUUUCAAAACCUCUUCGGAAAAAUCUUCCAACGAGAUGAAUUGUAUCACGAGUAUUCUUUUAAACUAAAAUUCAUAAGGUUCCGAAGUUGAUUCAACCAAAUCGAUAGAAGUUUUAAGUAAGAAUGGUUUUAAUAAUGAAUUAUGGAGCUAAAAAUUUUGAUGAAACAUUUAUUCCGAAUUCAUGAAAUAUAAUGUGAAGCGUUUUCACUUCGUUAAAACAGGUUGUUUAAUGCUGAAAGUAUAAGUAAACGGCCGAAGGAUUAUUGUUUGUUAUUUCAUUGAAUGUUUGAGAGAGAUUAUUUCUAUAAUUCUGUUAUUUUUGAACGAAAAGUUGUAAAAAAACCCCUAGUAGCUUCUGAAGAUAAGCCAACAAAACUUACACGCAAACUACCAGAAUACCCGUCAUUUUAAUACAAUAAAAAGUUAAAAGUGAGAAUAAAUUGAAAAUUACUCACAAAGUCAAAAAGAAGAGUUACAAUUUUAUAGGAAAAAGUUAAAAUUGGAAGCAAGAAAUGGAAGAAACGUUUAGGUUCGUGAAAAAUGAGCAAACAGAAACUAUAACAUGUGCUAAAAAAUGGGAGAGGAAACGAAAAAAAAUAUGCCGAGCUGGCCAAAACUCGAAGCAUCAGCUUGUGCAUGGAAGUGAUUACAAACUCGGUGCACUUGAUUGAAGCUCAAGAUGAGUAUAUAUAAAUAAAGAGUAAAAAAACACAAGUUGAAACCCAGAAAUGAAAAGCCAGCGCUGUUGAGGUAAAGUAAGAAAAAGAAAAAAAACAUGAAAUCUUGUGCCAAUAAACAUUUUUGCGAACGGAAGCUGAAUCGAGCAUAGAAAUCAUUAUUUGUAAAGUUUUUCCGUAGGGUAGAAACCAUUUGUUCUCUCUUUCCAGACACACAAACAGCACACAGUUUUGCAAUCAGACCGGGUUGCAUCCAAUAGAGUUAUCAAUACAUUGUAGUGCUCUUCAGUUAGUGAAAAGUGAUACGAUUGCAAAACCAUUUCAUCCCCCACAUUUGCCAUAGAUAAUCCAACCGGAAAGUAGUAAAAAGAGAAACAGUUUCGUUGCUUCACAAUCUUAAAAGUGAGGGUGGGUCCGAAGCUUGAAUUAACUUUUGUUUAAUUUUAAAACUGUUUGUAUCAUUUGAGAGUUUUUAUUUUAAAGGAGGAAAAUUAAAAUGAUUUAUACACCUACUAAUGAUACCGAUCUCAAAGAAACAUAAUUAAGAUCAAUGCUUUACUCAAAUUGAAACUGAAAAAGAGAUGGAUCUUUGUUUACACCGAAAGGUACGCGCUAAACCUCGUAUUUGGCUUAUCGAUAAUUCGAAGUAGUCUCUGAUUGUCCAAAAUAAGUCAUCUCUACUGCUGACGAUCCAGAGCAUCUUCUCUUCUUCAUAUUGGAGGAAAUCUUCGAAAGUUCGUAUUUCUGGGGCUUGGCUUCACCAAAACGGACUUCUAAGCUGGCCUCUUCUUGGAUGACCUUCUCCCAAUCAAAGGCAUCUUCGAAAAGCUGGUUCACAUUUCUUUGCAGCAUAUGCUUUAUCUCCACGAAUGCAGCGUAUGCUUUCGAAUCUCGAUUCCUAUUGCUGUGCUAAGCAAUGUAAAGUUGCUCCACGGAUCUUUUUUAGGAUCAAUAUUUAGAGUUUUUAGAACAUUUGACCUCCAGACAUGUUAAAAUCUCGAAUCUUCUUACGCCCACUUUACCAUAUUUGCAUAUCGAUUCUAUUCUGCAGUGAUGCUAUUGAUAGGAUCAACUCGGAAAGCAUCAGGAAGUGAGCUUUGAAUAAACUCGGAUAAACAUCAGCAAAAAGAACAGUUCAACGAAUUCAAAGUUUAAACUUGUGUUCCUUCGGCAGCCGAACACAUCAAUCGGACAACGCCGUUUCACAUUGUUAAAAGUGGGACAAGGGAACGGGAAAUAAGCGAUAGGGCGGUUUGAGGUACUGUUCACUCGUUUUGUUGGGCUACGAACGUUCGUGCGUAUUUUGUGUUCGGUAAGCUUCGUUCUGUUGUUCCGUUGUUUGAUUUUAUUCUGCGAUGCUUCGAAAUCAUCAAUGCAGAAGUGUUCUUUUCGUUUUGAGCGCAUUCAAAUAUCUACAGUUUUGGACCGAUCUUAUACCGGUUGUAAAAAAAAGGUUGAGUUGAAGCUGCUAGAAAGGACCACGGAUGUGGUUGCUUUGGUCUGGAUUUGGGUCUAAAUCAACUGUUUGGACCACGAAUACAGGUGCUCUGAUGAUCGAUAUUGAAUACCAAAUCACCAGACUGAGAAAUCUCUUCUGAGAAGUUUAUUCUGUUUGCGAGAUCUUAUGAAAUUCUUCCAGUAGUCUUACCGUGGUUAGUAGAGACGGGGAGAACGGCCCAUUUCAAUAAGUGGAUCAGAGCCGUUCACUCAAAUCAAUGAGACGGUUCAUUUGAGCGGCCUAGAAAUAAACUGUGUCUUGCAGCUCAACAAAAACUGAAGAGCGAAGAACAGCAGAAAGCCCUCCGUUUGUUCUCUCGAACCAAAUGAGCCGUGGUGGGAGGUUAAAAAAAAGCCACGACACGGCUCGAAAAAGAACCUUAUUUCGAAAAAGAGCCAAGGUUCAAAAAAGUGCUGGCACUCUCCGCUCAACUCUCGUCAAUAAAUUUAACGGCAAGAGCGAAGUCUGGAGAGCCGUUCGAUUCGAUCGAAAGAUCGGCUCGCCCAACAUUUUCUCCUUGGUUGUUUUUUGAACCGUUUCUCUUUUUCGAACCGUGGUUCUUCGAGUGACCUGUCUCCGCUCUUCAGUUUAUGAAGCUUGUAUAGUGAUGGGAGAUAACCCAAGAGCUGCUUAUUUGAACCGGCUCUUUUGGAAAGAACGAACGAACCAUGGCUCGCUCGAACCACGUUUCUAUUGAUUCGGCCCUCCACUCUUAGCUCUUGCAUUUUGCAUUGUACUAAGGGUAGCAGUAAAAAUUUUCAACCAUUGUUGUGUUGAGCGGAGUGUCCCGGCUGAUUUUCGAACCAUGGUUCUUUUUUUAAGUGCCAUACAUGAGCGCUCAGGAGCCAAACGUUCUGUUUUGGAGAACCAGUUCAAAUGAGCGGCUCUUGAGCAAUCGUGUAUCACUAGCCUGGGUAUUAUCCACGUUAAGACAAUAGCAAGUCUGUGUCUUCAUAAGUCAUCAAAAUUCUUGCGAAAUUCAGUUUAAACCUUGAUUUGUAAGCUAUCACUCCAAAUUCGUUUACCAAAACGAAUAAGUUAUUACAACCCGCCUUAUCUACAUAGAAAUAGGUGUCCAGACCAGGUUUUCUCGCGUCCACAGAUUAACAAAUCACUUCCCAAGCUGUCGAAGCUAUAAUUAUCGAUGGCGGUUUUUCCACAUUCAUCCCGGCGUUUCAACUCACUGAUGUUUUAAAGUGAAUCAUCAUGCAUAUGUUCGACUAUUUUAGUCUGAACAGCCUUUAGUAGAGGCUCUACUCUGCAAGUUACGCCUUAAAAUGGGAUUUUUCUUCAAAUCACCUGUGAAUUCAGCACUGAGCUCAUGGUCGUUCUCUCUGUGGCUCUGGAACAGCAUAACGCAAGAGACUUGAGUGUUUUGGGUUAUGCCCAACAAUAUUUUUGAGUAGUGUUGCUCCAUUUCGCUGAUAUAGGUUGAGAAUUCGGCUUUUCCUUUGGCAACAAUGCGGAAUCCAAACAACUUUUAAAAAAAUACUUCGUAUUGAUAGAGAACAGCUAUGGAUAAAAGUUUAUAGGGACCUUAGAAGGUGAUUAACUUUAUAGCUACUUCAUGCUGAUCAUGAGACCGUUUCUUACUGAUACUGUGGCAUUGAUUCCGUAUGACAUUGGACAUUGGAGAAUAUGCAGAAUUCAUUUGGUGUGAAAUGGGGAAAGAACAUACUAAAGUAGACCCAUAGCAGCGGCUUAUAAAUAUUCGGAAUUCUGCAGUAUGUGUAUCUUUGCUACAGACCUGUGAACAGAGGGGUAGAGCGAAUAGCUGAAAUAACUCGUUGUGGAUAAAAGUCUUACAACAUCCAGAAUCUGUAGUAAGGGGGAUAGCACACUAAAUGGCUCAAUCUGCAACCAGUGGAUGGAGUGGUCUCAGUUAAUCUCAAUCUCAGACUUAAUCGUCAACGUAUAACUACCUCGGCAGAUUGCCAGGUCGUGAAAUAGGAGAGAAAGAUAUGCACCAUUCAAGCCGCGGGCGUACCUAUUUCGCGACUUUGACGUUAUGAGGUUUCCACAUUUGGCGAGCUUUCCCAGCAAACAUUAUUGAAGGUAUGUAUAUUUCUCAACAACUUUGUUAUAAGUUUCAUAUAAAUUAUAGAACGAUCGUAUGAAACUCGAAAAAACAGCAUUUACCUACCAAAGUGGAGGAAAUAUACAUACAUAUUUUCAAAUUCUGACUAAAGCGAUAAGAGUAAACGAAUUGGACGAUAUUCGACACCUUAUUCAUACAUACUGAAAGAAUGCAAGAGAGCACAAGUUUUUUCUCUCAACGCAUGCGAACCGUUGCCAGCGACAAUAUUAGCCGCUUCUGUCAUUGGACAAUUCUUGCAAAUACACUAUCUGAUUUUAAGAAAUCUGUUUGCACUGCUAGUCGCAGAGAGAACAACAAAGCUGUUCUCUCACUUGACCUACGCCGGAGAAAAAAAUGAACGAAAUCGCCUUCAAAAUUUGCAAACAUGGCGGACUUUUAAUUAUAUCCGAUUUAAUCCGACUUCGUGUAACGAUUUUUACGACCUUUUACUUGCGUUAGUUGGAAUUACGAUUCACAGUAACGUUAUUCAAUUACUUGAGUUAUCGUGUUUAAUGCGAUUCUAUGUUUGCUGGGUUCCAGAAGCCGAUUUUUUAGCUGUGCUUAAUUGCGAGCUAAAUAUGCUGCGCCGAAUUGCGAGCCUCGGAUGUUGUGUUUGCGUAAAAACUGGACGAGCUGAGCUGUAAAGCUGCUCCUGCGAGCCGAGUGUGCUGCGCCGAUUUGCGAUACAAGUAGGCUGCGCCUAAGAGUGCAAAGUGGCUGCGCCUGAAUACGAGCCAAGUAGGCUGUGCUUGAAUGCAAGCUUUGUACUGCGCCAAAUGCGAGCCAAGUCGGCUGCGCCUGAAUGCGAUCUUUGUGCUGCGCUUAUGCGACCAAAAUGUCUGCGCCUAAAUGCGAGCCAAGUAGGCUGCGCCUGAACGCAAGGUUUAUGCUGCGUCAAUAACGAGCCAAGUGAACUGCCCCUUAAUGCGACCUUUUUCUGCUGCGUAAAAUGCAAGCCAAAUGUGUUGAGCCUAAUGCGAGCGAUGUGCUGCGACUAAUGCGAGCCAAAUUAGCUGCGCCUAAAUGCAAGCUACGUGCUACACGUGCUAAAUGCGAGUCGAAUGAACAAAGCCGGCAUGCGAGCUCUGUGUUGCACCUGAAUGUGUAUGCGAGCUGUAUGUGCGUUGAGCUCAGUUGCACUGAAUGUGAUCUAAAUGAGCUGCGAAAUAAGGCUAAGUCAAUUGAAUACACCUGAUUGCGACUUCUCUUUAAAGCGAGUUCAAAUGUGCUGCGCCUACAUUCAUAUAUGCGAGUUAAGUGUAUUACGCAAUAUAAGAGCUGAUACUAGCUGUACAGCACUAAAUAUAUGCUUACGGAAUAUGUGAACUGCCUCACAUGCUAAUUAUUGCACCAGCUAGAUUGCAAAAGAUCUAAAUUAUUAGAAUUUUUUCAUCACUUUUCCGGAGAGGAGGCUGAAUGUGCGGGUCAGACUCAAUAUGAGAAGCGCAGUGCAUAUUAUAUGGCACCUCUACGGGCAUAUGCACGUGUGAUGAGCUGGUCGUUAUCUAUCGCUAGCGCAAUAGAUCUCUCUUGUACAUAUAGGCCACGGGCGUAUCUAUAUCGCGUUUUUGGCAGUAGGUAGUUUCCACACGAACGACUUUAUUCUUGUUAUUGUUCUUCAACCGUUGAUCGACUGCAAAUAUUUUUCAAAUUUGAAAUAUUUGAAAUUGAAAUUGGCGUUUGGGCUCACUAUUCACUUCAACCAAUCAUCCGGAGCCCAGGGUACCUGGGAGCAACCAUAGCUAGCGGCGAUGGCCAUCAUUCAGAAGCAGAACAAACCACAAGUCUACUCGGUAGAGAUGGUUUCCCCUCAACGAGGUGUGAACACUCCGGAAUGAGGACAGCUCCACUGAUCUGAUUUGGGCGAUUUUUUUAAACGACGUGCUCCGUUCAAGUUAGAGAAUGAUAGAUUUAAACGGCACGUGCAGCUACCAUCAGGUAGUUCAGCUGGGUAGAGUGGCUCUCGACGCCGGGUAAGCCAUUUGAGUCGGACUAGGAUGACGUCUUCGUCGGGAAUCAUUCGAGUCGAUGCGUUGAGUCCCGCGCAUGAGCUGUGACAGGCCCGAGUCUAGGAUAAGCUGCUCUCGAUCGACACACGACAGGUAUAGAGGUGGCAAACUUCGAAUUCUGGAGAUAAAAGGUCAAGCUUCGAGUCGUUUGAGGAGAGGUCAGGCCUCGAGUCUUCAGGAGGAGAGUUUUGUGUGGUCAACCCCGAGUCUUAACGAUAAGAGGUCAGGCCUUUAAUCAACAAGAAGAGGGGUAUAAGUGGUUACCUCGAGUCAUUACGAGGAGAGCUUGGAUCUCGAGUCACUAGAGAAGAGAUCGAGCAUUGAGUCGUGCAGAAGAGAGGUUUGUGUAUGUCAAUUUCGAGUUGAUGCGAGGAGGGGUCGGAUCUCGAGUCGUAUGAAGGGGGAUCAGGCCUCAAAUAGCGAUGAAGAGAGAUUUAUGUGGGAAUCUCGAGUCAUUGCGAGGAGGUGUCGGUUCUUAAGUCGUUAGAAAAGAGUUCAGACGCCGCGGAGACUGGCAAAAGCAAAUCGGGCUUUUCUGAUCCGAGUUUCUAUGUCCUUCUCGGUACAACCAUCAGGCAUAAUCUGGCUGCCUAGGUACUGGAAGCACUCGACUUACUCAACCUGUUACCCAGCUACUACGAAAUUGGAAGGAUUUCCUGUGUUGAUCUCCAUCGACUUGGUCUUUCCGACAUUGACUUUGAGACCUGCUGGCUUGGAGCUUUCGGUGAGGUCUUCAAGUUGGCUGUGCAUGUCUUGUUGUCUUUAAAUGAGCAAAACAAUAUCGUCUGCCAGGUCAAGGUCGUUCAGUUGCUCCAUUCCACGGCAAUCCUCGGUUUGGUCUACAGUCAUUCGAUACAGUCAUGAUUCCAUCCAUUACGAUGAGCAAAAGUAGCGGUGACCCUUAUCUAGCUCCAGCAGUCACCGUGAGAGGAUCAUACAAGACACUUGCACUAAAUUGCCUCGUACUCUACUUCGAUGAGAUUGACUAGUUUUUUCGGGGACUACUCGUCACCUUCGAGCCACCCAGAGGUUUUCGUGGUUCAGUCGUUCGAAAAAUUUUUCGAAAUCAACUAACACCAGCAAAAGAGAGUCCUGGAAUUCGUUGAUUUGUUCCAGUAUUAUUCGUAGCGUUGUGAUGUGGUCCACACAUGACCGUCCGGAUCGGAAUCCAGCUUGUUGCCGUCGGACUGUAGCGUCGAUUUUCUCCUGGAUCCUGAUCAGGAUCACUUUGCAGAGUACUUUGAGAGUUGUACAGAUCAAAGUUAUGCCACUCUAGUUACCGCACUCGAUCAGGUCUCCUCUCUUCGGGACCUUUACGAAGAUACCCUAAAUUGGUGCUGACAAGGCAGCAUCUCAGCUGGAAUGCAAUCGAUUCCAUGCUCUUUGUUGGAUUUCAUGUAUUUGAUUGCAACUUCAAUUUCAGCCAGCGAGGACGAUUCCGAGUUGACGCCGUUAAUGCGACUUACUGUUGGUGCUUCGAGCUGCGGGUUCUGUUGGUCAUCGCUAUUUGUGACUCUGAAGAGUUGUUCAAACGUUCAACGUUUGAGCUGAUUUGUUAGAUUUGUCAACAGCUGAACUGCUCGGUCUUUCAGAAGCAUUCUUGCAUUAGUCCUUGCACCACUAAGGCAGCGAGAAAUGUCACAAUGUAAUCGGAUAUCUCAAAUGGCAACGGCUCGCUUUCUCUCUCUCUCUCUCUUUGACUAGGCAGUUAGUCCAGGCUCUCUUGUCUCGUCUACAAGCUAACAAUACUUCAAAAAGAGAGACUGAAAGCAUAAUCAACUCAAGGGCUCUAAGCUACCUUCCCCUUGAUUUAGCGGAAGAUGAAGCACGAUGAAGCGUUAAUACUGCUGAACUUUUAGUUGACGUGACGUAAUGAUUCCCAGUUUGGUUCAGAUGAAUUUCCCAAAUGUUGGAAGAAAGGAAAGAACUGCAUACUUUUUCACGAAUCGUUGUCUAAAUUUGUGUUCCUGUGGAGCUCAUUUUGAGCUCAAUGAAAAGGCAACAACACACAACGGUAUCAUUAUCUUGAAAUCACUAUGGAGUUGUUUUGGUGCCGAAUGGCAUGCGUUUAAAUUCGUUUGUCUAUUCUCUAUGAAAUUCGCACAGGUUAAAUAACAAAUUAAAAGUUGGAUCCGUUUCGCUCAAGCUGUGUUCGUUAUUACAAAAACAUAGGUUUUAGUUUUUUUUUUUUCAAUAAAACUAGCAGUUUUAUUUCAAAUAGCUAGAAGUUGAUUUUUUCCUAAACAUUUAAGCUUUGGACACACCAGUCUGGAAAACAAAUUCAGUCACAAAAAUCUCGUAAAAUUGCAAUUUCAUAGUUCAGAUCAUCCUUUCAUUGUUUUCAACACUUCAUCCAGAGAGACAUAAAUAACCAUUUUCAAUCGUUUGUAGAUUAGAAUACAAUCAAACAAGAACAGAAAAAAGCAACCCAACAGCAUAACAGAUAAAAAAAAUAAUCCCCUAGCAGGAGCAAACGGCGCUAAAAUGGAUGAAGAAAAAAAUAUGAAAAAAACCAGAACAAUAAAUACUCUACAACGUAGGAAAAAAGGAAAACUUGCCAACUCGUUUGCUCCGAAAUCUUCCAAAUUCGAGUAUCUUUCUCUUCAUUCUAGUAUUUAGUAGUUGGUAGAAGGACAUUUCCUCUUCUGUUCCUUAUACCACACUUAGAUAAAGACAACAAACAAACAAAAAGUAAAAUAAAAAUCGAAAGAAAAAGAAGAUUUCAUCCAAAGUUGACUCAAACAAACAAAUCAAAAACCAAAUCGCAACUCUCGGGAAACGAAUGCCAAAAAGUUAGAAAAAAACGGAAAACCGAAGCAUUUGAAAAUAAAAUUCAAAACAAAACUGAAACGACGCGAUGCAAAACCAUUUGAGAGGAAAAUCCCCGCCCCGAUAAAGCCAAUAACAAUAACGAGCAGAAGUAAGUGGAAGAACAAUUGCUGAGAUAAUAAUACAAGAGAGAGAAGCAAAAAAAAACGACGUCAAAGUAGAGAAUUACACAACUCACCCAACCAGAUGCCAAAAGAUUUCCUCGGUCCUCUCGCGGUGAACGCUUUUCGGGACACGCAUUCUUCCGAUUUCACUUGGUUGGCGUAAUGUUUUGGAAAAUUUUCCGUUGGAAGGAAUUCAGUCGAAAUGCUGCUGUCAAAAUGUGGUCUGUUUUAUCUCUUCGAAGGAGUAAAUAAACACAAGUGGCCAUUUGAAAGGAUACGUUUUUGGUUUUAGAACCAAACGCUGGUUUCUUUCUUUUUUUUAUGGGACUGAUAUACUAGAAACGCUGAAUGCAUGUGUGAAAUUGGUUUUUAUGGGAAUUUUUUUUAAAGAAACUCUAUAACUAUCGUAUCAAAAAUUAAAGUUUUUUCAAAUAUGCAGCACUGCUGUUAUUAUUUAUUCCAAUUUAGACAACUCAUGAAUAAUGCUUUUAUUUUUAAUUAACUGAUCAACGAGAAAUGCGAUUGAUUCCAUGAAUUUUAUCCAAUUUGUUAAACAGCCCUUCUCUGAUGUGUGUGUGUCCAAUUUCACAGAAAUAAGCUUUUCAUCCGACCCAUUGAAGUAAAUCGUUUAAUAAUCGUCCCUCGUUAGCCAAAUUCCCCAUAACAGUCAAUCGUGCGCCAAACGGACGAGUUGAACUUUCCGUAGGUAAAAACAAAUCGAAAUGAAUGCCGGUUACAUUACACAAUACGCCAGCGUGACCCCAAAAACGUUCACCGAGAAAUGGUGGGAUUGCUUCAAUUGUUUGCUUUAUGGGAUAGUAAUAAAUAAAUGAAUGGAAUGGAUUACGCAAACAUAACCCCCCCUGGGAUUGGUUAUGCGGAGAAAGCAAUUUUGCGCGUGAAAAAAUAUUUUAAAUCAAUGGAUUUUAAAAACAGUCACAAACGAGAGGUCAUCGAGACAAAUUGGCGCUUGUCAGAAACAAAAUGGCAAAGGCCAAUCCAAAUUGUCAUCGGCAACGCUAGGGAUUUCAUUGGGAAAGGGAAUUUGUAAGUGAUCCCUCGAACAAGGAGGGGUGGUGUGUCAAUAAAAUCUUAUUAGCGAAAUUGAUUUAUUGUCUGAUUCUCACUGACUAUGUCAAUAGCUGCACAUGGAUUGGUGCAAAAAAACCCAAAAAUGAAAACAUUCGACGGUUUAACCGAGGAGAGUUGGUCGAAACUGCAGCCACGAGAGAGAGAGAGUCGUUAAAAUAAUAACAAAAAACUAAUAAUAAUUAUAUUUGAAAAUAACAACACUACAACAGACAGUCACAACACAAAAGUAAUUACUAACGUAAUAUUUAAUGGUAAGAAAUCUGAAAAACAAUUAAAGUAAUAAUAAAUUGUUAAUAAAAUUUA